AUGGGAGCGAUUCUGAGUUUGUUCCAAGGAGGAGAAAAGGGCGAGAAAAUUAUUAUCGACUUUGACCAUGUACAACCGACAGCAGAAGAACAAGACCUGUACACAAAGGUCGAGGAAUGCCUUAAAAAGUCUGCGAACAUCUUAACGCAGAUCACCGCAUAUAAAGGAUGUGAAGAACUGAUCAGGAAAGCUAUCUCACAAGUCUCGCAAGAGAAUGAAGAAGAGUGUUGGAAGGCUUUAAUCCCACGCGUCGACACACUUCAUACCUUCUUCGAAUUCUCAAACGAACUGAAGGAAAAAUUCAUUCAAAUACUCCAAGUCUUGUCAAAGGAAGAGGCUAAAGCAUCUCUUCAGAAAUACCAAGCACUCUCAAAACAAGUCGGGUUGGUCUUGGACUUUGUCCUUCAAUUCGAUAACAAGAAGUUGGGGAACUCUUCUAUACAGAACGACUUCUCGUAUUACCGACGUACUUUGAAUCGUAUGAAAAGUGUGAAGAAGGACUACGAGAUCACCAUUAAAGACGAGACGGCAAACAAAAUGUCCAUGUUCUUCGCUUACUCAUCUCCUAUGAUGAAGGUGUUGACAGACGCUGUCAACGAUUUCACUAAAAACGCCGACGAUUUGGUCAAGGGGAAUAUCUCUGGCAUACUCUGCACUUUGGCAAAUGUCUGUAACGACAUGGUGACUGCUGGAACAUUCGAGAAUACUCUGACCAAUUUGUUCUGUUUGAGAGUCAUGACGGGAAGUAUCAUCUUGAACGACAUCAUCUCAACCCUUGGAAGUUUCCACAAGAAAACACCAAUCCACGUCAAGGAGUGCAUCAUGCAAUUAAAGAACUACGGACAAGAAGAUGACGAGGUCGCGGACAACACAAAAAGCUUGCUCGACACACUCAGAUUCACCUCGAAGCACAUCCAAGACCAAGACACUCCGGGUUAUAUCAAAGCCCUCCUGAUUUAA
Molecule: messenger RNA, 960 nt
Organism: Entamoeba invadens IP1
Lineage: Eukaryota; Evosea; Mastigamoebida; Endamoebidae
Exons: 2
Coding region: 1-960 (319 amino acids)
Biological process (GO): regulation of actin filament polymerization
Molecular function (GO): small GTPase binding
Source: RefSeq, a predicted model, not a curated record